Molecule: messenger RNA, 3503 nt
Organism: Magallana angulata
Lineage: Eukaryota; Metazoa; Mollusca; Bivalvia; Ostreida; Ostreidae
Product: myosin-J heavy chain-like
Exons: 1
Coding region: 254-3394 (1046 amino acids)
Source: RefSeq, a predicted model, not a curated record
CCAGCACUGUACAGGGGGGCAUUAGGUCUUCUGUGCCUGGUUAGCAAGUUCCUACACAUUUACCUCCAAAAAAAAAAAAUUCAUGAUUAAGGAGUUUUAUAAAAAAUGCAUGUCAGACUGCACAUUUCUGGCAUGAAAUGCCCAGUAUUACUGAGGAGACCAUGAGUUAUCUGAAAAUGGGUAGUGUUUGGGAGUGUUUUCCAAAGGUUUCACCCAUUGGUGUCUGUUGUGAAUCCUGUUACAUUGUAAAAUAAUGGAAGAACCAGUGGUUUUGACCUCAGGUGUGUUUCCGGAUAAAGAGAGUGGAUUCAGUGCUGGAUUUUCAGGCCAAAUACAUUUUCCAAAGGCGCCAUCCAACGUUAUCCAGCACCCUGGUAGUCCACUGACAUUUCAGGCAAGUCUGAGACCAAUAUUUUCUGAAGGGUACAAUACCGGUAGUAUGUAUUCACCAGUGACUAUCGAUAGGUCGCUCCGAAACCUCAAGGGAAACCUUGAAGACAGCGAGAACAGGUGCUGUGUCUUAAAGUAUAAGCUCAAAGAGGCUCAGAGCACAUUGGACUUGCAGAGUGACAGACUGUACAAAAUAGAACAUUCGGCUCGAGAAAACUCGCUACUCGUGAACGACUUGAAACAGCGAGAGAAUGAGUACAGGAAGAGAAUAGAUUCCCUACAGCUGACUGAGCAAGAGAAAGACAAACUCAAGGAAGAAAACAUGAAAAUCCGACAAGAAAUGCAAGAUCGUGUCAACAAACUUGAUCUUGCUUUACGCACAGCACAAGUACAGAAUCAAGUUGCUGAAAACGAUAAUCAGAAACGCGUGCUCUUGCUGGAGCAAUCUUCGCAAGCCUUGAGUAUGCUAGAAAUGGAAAACAACAGUCUAAAACAGGACCUCGGUGAUAUGCAAAAAGAUUUGUCUAUUGCAAAAGAGUCAGUUGAUCUUGCAAAUUCUAAAAUUGAACCAAUUGAUGAAGAAAACAAAGAAUUAAGAAAACUGAACUCUCAAAUUAGAGAGGAAAAUGAAGAACUAUCUAGAAAGAUAACAGAACUAUCAGGGCAGCUACUUGAACUUCGAAGGGUAACCCAAUCUAUGAAGAAAGAAAAUGAAAAACUAGCCACUGCUUGGAAAUCAGCAUCAGAAGAAAAACACAGACAAAAAAAGCAGAUGGAAAAAUUAGAAGAAAAGAAGGCAGCCCUGAAAUCAAAAGCUUUAACAGCUUCAUCUGAGAAAGACAGACUGUUUCAUGACAAGAUGGAUCUCAACAAUAAAUACCAGCAACUUCUGAUUGACAAAGAGGCUCUGACCCAAAUAAAAAUUGCUCAAACUGAUCAACUCAAUGAGCAACAAUCAGACAUUGCAAAACUUAAAAUGGUUCUUAAAGAAAGUGAUGAUGAAAGGCGGAAACGUCAAGCAGAGGUUGCUGAGCUUAAAGGGAUAAAUGACAAUCUCACCAUUGAACUGUCAUCUGUUAAAAAAUUCAAUGAAAAAUCUUUAGAGAGAACAAGUACAUUGGAAAAUGAGGUGUCAGAAUUUGAAAAAAAGUGUGAUAUGGGUAAAAGAGAAUGUAUGAAGCUGCAAGAUGAAGUAGACAAACUAAGCAGACAACUCCAAAAUGCUGAGCACUAUUCCAAUAUGGUGGCUGAAACCAAGAGUCGAAACCUUCAGAGAGAAAACCAAGAAAUGAAGGAAUUAGUUCUGAAAUUACAAAGUGAAAUUCGCAGUUAUAAGGAUGAGAACUGUCUUCUCGUCAGUAAAAUUGAUGACCUUUCCGUAAAACUCAGCAAUGCUGAUGCAGAUCUAAGUCACGCUGCUCUCCUCAGCCAUGAAGAUUUGGAAAACUUGAAGAAUUCAUGUGAACGCAUGACAUCCAUGAUAAGCCAAAAGGACUCAGAGAUUCAAGUUCUAUCGGACAAAUGUUUAGAACUGGAGCAGCUUGCAUCGAAACAUCAGUCGGAAAACCGUGAUCUGAAAAAAGAUAACGGAGCCCUGAUUGAACACUAUGAUGAUAUGAAAAGACUGAAAGAUGAACACAAGAGGUUGAUACAAGCAAACACUGAGAAUGAACAAGUCAUCAAACUGCUUGAAACUCAGAAUGAAGUUCUAAGACAAAGCUCAGAAUCCCAGUUAGCCAAACUUCAUGAUGUAGAACUUUUGGUUAUCAGAGCUGAGCAGCUCCAUCAUGAUAAUGGGCACCUGACAGAAAGAGUGGCAGAAUUGGAAAAUAUUCGUGAUAAUCUGGUGACUCAAAAGGAAGAGCUUCUUGCUAACACAGAACUCAUCUACAAAAAUCCUCAAAUUGAAGAGCUGAAGACCCGGGUGGAUGAACUUCAGCAGGUGAAUAAGCAGUUACGGGAUAUGAAUGAUUCGGUCAAUGAAAAGUAUGAGGCUCUAGAACAUAUCAAUGUGGAGCUAAAGGAAGCUGUAGGUGGGGAUGGAACUGUUGUGCCAAAAACAGAACUAUUCAAAGUGCAGGAGGAGAGAUGUCGUCUGGAGGAUGAUAUCAUCCAGAUACAGCACAAAUGCGAAGAGCUAAGGCAAGAACACGAACAAUACCUAAGGCAGUAUGGACCUGAAGGGGAGGAUACAGUCAAAUGGCAGCAAAAAGUGAGAACUCUUGAAAGAGAAAAAGAGGGACUAGAAAAACAGGUGGCCCUCAUCAAUGGUCAACUCCUGUUGGUUGAAGGUAGCAAGAAAAGAUUGGACGAAGUGGUGGAAGAUCUGCAGCAUGAGAUAGUUCACCUCAGGAAAGAGCUGGAGGAGGCAGAAAAACAGGAAGCGAACCGAAUAUUUCAAGGAAGAGUGAGUGGUGACAUGAGUGAGAUCGAGGCCAAACUAGAGUGUCUUCGAAAUGAGCUCAGCCAAAGCCAGAAAGACAAGAUCAAGUUUGAACACCUGGUGCGAACCCUGAAAGAGGAACUGGAGGAAGAAAGAACCAAACAACCGGCUCAGAUUACCGAGUCCCUUGAUGAUGUUGGCUCAGAGCUAACUUCCAUGAGAGGAGAACUCCACAAACUAGUUGGCGAAAUUGAAAGGAAAGAGCAGACGAUCGCAACACUAGAAAACCAGCUUCGCCAAUCCAAGGAAAAGAUAGAAGACAAGGAUAAGAUAGUGAAAGAUCUAAAAUCAGUGCUGGAUAAAAGUUCCUCAGCCACUCACAGUCUGGAGGAGAAAUUCUCGAGACCUUCUCACAGUGAUGAUGUCAGAAUGUCUGACCCAGUGACAAGAUCCAAGAGUUUAAGAGAACGGGGCACGGGCGACAGACUUCAGACACUUCUAGCACGAUACAAGGACUACAGUGAUAACGGAAAUCAGAACUCUUCAGAGCGUCGAAUCAAACCCCUCUCCAUCUCCGGAAACAGCACCAGAGGUGGGCUUGUGACACGUGAUAAAAAAUGACUUAAUGGAUUUGGAUAAAAUCAUAUUCAAAUGGUCAUGUGUUGGAUUUUGUGAUAUAAUGGAAAUGUGUGAGUUUAAAAAAAAAAAUAAAUGUUUUUUACACCAGUGA